AUGCCGCGCCUGCGCAGUGCGGUGUUUGUGUAUUCUGGCUGCGAGGCGGCGCUGGCUCCGGGGGAAGAUGGCGGCGUCCUCACUGGAGCAGAAGCUGUCCCGCCUGGAGGCCAAGCUGAAGCAGGAGAACCGGGAGGCCCGGCGGAAGAUCGACCUGAACCUGGAGAUCAGCCCAGCCCGGGCCCGGCCCAUUAUUGUGAUCACUCUAAGCCCUGCUCCCGCUCCGUCCCAACGAGCAGCCCUGCAGCUCCCUCUGGCGAAUGAUGGCAGCAGCCGCUCCUCUUCCUCGGAGAACUCUCCCCAGCAUCAAACGCACCAGCCGCGCCGCCCCUUGCUGGGCCUGCCCCAGCCAUCCUUCCCCAUCCCCAGGAGCAUGGAGAGUAUAGAGAUAGACCAGAAGCUGCAGGAAAUCAUGAAGCAAACGGGUUACCUGACCAUAGGAGGGCAGCGGUACCAAGCAGAGAUCAAUGACUUGGAGAACCUGGGCGAGAUUGGCAGCGGGACAUGUGGUCAGGUGUGGAAGAUGCGGUUCAAGAAAACAGGACACAUCAUAGCCGUGAAGCAAAUGCGCCGCUCAGGUAACAAGGAGGAGAACAAGAGGAUCCUGAUGGACCUGGAUGUGGUGCUGAAAAGCCACGACUGCCCCUACAUUGUCCAGUGCUUCGGGACCUUCAUCACCAAUACAGACGUCUUCAUUGCCAUGGAGCUGAUGGGCACGUGUGCGGAGAAGCUCAAGAAACGCAUCCAGGGGCCCAUCCCUGAGAGGAUCCUGGGGAAGAUGACGGUGGCGCAUGGGGUGGCCGUGUCCUUUCAGAUCGUUAAGGCGCUCUACUACCUGAAGGAGAAGCACGGCGUCAUCCAUCGGGACGUCAAACCCUCCAACAUUCUGCUAGACGAGAGGGGGCAGAUCAAGCUGUGUGACUUCGGGAUCAGCGGGAGGCUGGUGGACUCGAAGGCCAAGACCCGGAGUGCGGGCUGUGCGGCGUACAUGGCGCCUGAAAGGAUAGACCCUCCUGAUCCCACCAAACCAGACUACGAUAUCCGAGCGGAUGUGUGGAGCCUGGGCAUCUCACUGGUCGAACUGGCUACCGGUCAGUUUCCCUACAAGAACUGUAAAACGGACUUUGAGGUGCUCACCAAGGUCUUGCAGGAAGAUCCUCCCCUGCUCCCAAACAACAUGAGCUUCUCCGUGGACUUUCAGUCCUUUGUUAAAGACUGCCUUACUAAAGAUCACAGGAAGAGACCAAAGUACAACAAGCUACUUGAACACAACUUCAUCAAGCGUUACGAGACACUGGAAGUGGACGUGGCGUCUUGGUUCAAAGACGUCAUGGCCAAGACAGAGUCGCCCCGCACGAGCAGCAUCCUCAGCCAGCACCACCUGCCUUUCUUCACCAGAGUCGUUGUGUCUCCGGGCACCAGCGAGCCGAAGAAGACAAGUCCCUCUCUAUCUCUGUCCCAUGUCCCUGGGAUGGGAAGACUCUUUCCAACUUGGCUCUGCAUCUCCAGCUGGGUGAGAGAAGGCCCUUUCCAGCCUGGCCCUGCAUCUCCAGCUGCUUGAGAGCCUGCAGCCCAGCCAGAUGAGAGGCCUGUUCCAGUCCUGGCCCUGCAUCUCCAGCUGGAUGAGAGAUGCUCCCUUCCAGAUGGGUCCUAUGUCUCGAGCCAGACAAGAGGCCUGUUCCAGUCCCGGCCCUGCAUCCCUGGCUGGACGAGAGAAGCCUAUUUCCAGCCCUGGCUUGCGUCUCCAGCUGGAGAAGAGAGGACUCUUCCCAACCCUGUCCCGCAACCUCCUUCAGACAAGCAGGCUCUGCUGGGAACCUCAUACUUCCCUUGGCCCUGAGAGGUGGCACGUCACCCGUUUAUGCCUCUCUCUUCACCCCUCCUGCCCCCCGAGAAACUUGGGGAAUGGGGAAGGGAGGCUGGGACCCUCGCUCAUGCACUGUGAACAAAGACACACUUUUUUUUUUACUACUUAUUUAUUAAGUUUGGACUCUGCGGGGCUGCGGGCUCCCUACCAUGCCUGUCCGCCAGCCAUCUGCGUUGUUGUUUUAUGUCUCUUACUUUUCUCUCGUGUUUUGGGAUUGUAUCAGGGGAGGGAUGUGGUGGGGGAGGGGGCACCCGGGGUGUGCGGCUUCAGACUUCACCUAGGAGCUCAGCCCUUGCUCUCUUUUCAGUUACUUUUAUUUUUCCUUGGGGGUGGGGCAGGGGAUUAUUCUUGCCGGAAGCAGCUCAGAUGAAAUGAUUUAUGCUGAUGAUUUUUUUUUUUAAUUCUGUUUUUGAUCUCAGGGUUUUUCCUGUUUCCUUUAUUUUAUUUUUUUCCCCUUGGAGUGCGAACAAAAGUUUUUUGUUUUUCUUCUGUCCGCGGCUUUGUAUUUACCAAAGUGAUCGCUGGGCUGCUGAGCAUUGGGAGAACAUGGCUGCAUAUUAUUUUUCUUUUGCUAUUUAAAAGAAGGGCGUGAAAGUGAAAAAAAAGACGUUAAUUCUAGGAGGCAGAAACAAGUGUUUGCAGCCUGCAAUCUCCUCCAACCGCGGCAGCUGCGGAGUUGUAAAAAUCAAAGACACUAAUGAAACUUGAAGUUGUUCUUUUCC
Gopherus evgoodei (Goodes thornscrub tortoise) is the source of this 2589-nucleotide messenger RNA. It is a transcript of the gene MAP2K7, whose product is annotated as mitogen-activated protein kinase kinase 7. Gene Ontology annotation, biological process: protein phosphorylation. The transcript has 13 exons. Gene Ontology annotation, molecular function: protein kinase activity; ATP binding. NCBI's taxonomy places the organism in Eukaryota, Metazoa, Chordata, Testudines, Testudinidae. The record is from RefSeq and is a predicted model, not a curated record. Bases 68 to 1561 code for a protein of 497 amino acids.